AUGGGUUUCCUGCAAUCAGCCGCGGAGACUGAUAAUGUCGCUGCCACUCUCAGCAAGUUUGUCGCACAUGUUCCAGAGGAUGCUGUCAAUAUCACCGCUGUAAUCUCAGAGCUCUUUACCAUCAGCGCCAGUCUCCGCUCUCUAGAAACUCUACAUAAUUCCCCGCUGAGACCCAACUUUAGCUUCAUCAUCAACGAUGUAGAACUGGUCGUUAGGGCGAGUCUUCACCAUACCGUCCGGGUGGCCAAUGACUUUUUUGUUGCCGUGGAUGAUGGCGGCGGGGUCAAGGUUUUUCAGCAGAAUAUUCGAGAUGCCUGGUUCCGUCUGCGUGAUUACUAUCUCCAUGAGGCAGGGUACCCCCUUCUGAUCCGGCUCCAAUACUACCAGAAAAUGCUGUUGGAGAUAGUUCUGGUCAUUAGAAAUGAGCCAGGAGAUCCGGCGACGCUCAACAACCUCCGCCAAGCCAUAAAUACCCUUCGUGUGAACCAGGAUAGGCGAUAUGCUGCUGCAGCGCACCAACGGCAGCAGCAGGCAAAUUUUGCACACAACGCGAGGCCUCUCAACCCUUCGAUACCUGCCCCCCGUGCCAUCCCUCAUGCACCUCAGCCACCGGUCCCCCCUCCAGCACCCCAUGCACCACAUCCUGAUUUACGUCACCGUCCUAGUACGCCGCAACUAAAGAGCUCGCUCCGCAAACCAGCAGGAGCAGCAGCGCCUGUGAUCCCAACCCUGAAACGCUCAUACGAACGGCGAAGGCCGCAGAGUCGACUUCAGUCUCCGCACCCCCCUGGUUGGUUUGAUGCUGAAAGUCCUUCUUCUUCAUUUGGUGCACCAGAGUCAUCGUUGACGGCGGACUCUACCAGCACGGAUUCUUUCUCGUUUCUUGAUCCAUUUGAUCACUGGGCUGUGUCAUUGUUUAGUCGCCUUACCUCUGCAACUCCGUUGCCUCAGGACAGCCAAGGUUCGAAAUGUCAUGCCUCUAGUUCCUUGCCCAACGUACUUGGUCAUCUAGAAACUCAGUAUGACGAAUUAUUUCGAUUGAACUUCAACCCAAAUCUGACUGCCAUGUUAUAUUUGCGUGACCGUGAUCAUCGCGCAAGGAUCAUGUGCCAAGUCCGCAUUUCGCCAUCGAAGAUAUAUUAUGCCACACAACCACUUAACAAAAUCCAUAUUACCCGUGAUAAGACAGCUUCAUACCUCCGACUCUGUUUGAAGGACAAAUCAGGCCAGUUGGAAGCGUGGUUGAGUCUCCAAUUUGAUACAAUUGAAAAAAUGAUCUUGUUUCAUUGUGCAUUCAUCGCGCUUCGAGGGCAGGACUCUGGCCAUGUAGUGAACAGCGUCCCUGACUCGUUUACCUUGGAUGAGGAGGAAUUUUACGCGGGUCGUAUUCACGAUAACGGUUAUCUACACGCUCUUCGUAUUUUCCGCGAUCCCGUUACCAAGGUGAUACGCCUGCAGGCGUCUGUUCUUAAUGGCGACAUGGCGGACGUUCCUGUAUGGACAGCAUUUAUUCAUGAGUUUCUACUAUUGAAGCAAUGGCUACGAAAAGCCAGCCCCACAACCGUUAUCCUUUCCCAGCUUGAUCGCGCCGUCUUCAUCAAUUCCGACGACUACAUUCCCCUCGUGACGCAACACAAUGAGCAUGUGCUGACCUUCAAUAGUGAACUGGCAUUCGAGAUCCUUUCAACUUGCCAAGCCAUAGCAUACUCAUAUGAUAUUUUACCAUUAGAUGUGGAAGAUUUCCUGUCUCGAAUAACUCAUCUACGCCAUCGCAUUCGACGUCAAUGA
Molecule: messenger RNA, 1788 nt
Organism: Paracoccidioides brasiliensis Pb18
Exons: 8
Coding region: 1-1788 (595 amino acids)
Source: RefSeq, a predicted model, not a curated record